Molecule: messenger RNA, 8168 nt
Organism: Vanessa tameamea
Lineage: Eukaryota; Metazoa; Arthropoda; Insecta; Lepidoptera; Nymphalidae
Gene: br
Product: broad
Exons: 8
Coding region: 674-2083 (469 amino acids)
Biological process (GO): regulation of transcription by RNA polymerase II
Cellular component (GO): nucleus
Molecular function (GO): protein binding
Source: RefSeq, a predicted model, not a curated record
UUGUUUUUUCCCGCCCGGCUUCAUUAUUGAUGGCAUCGGGACGGUAAUGCGGAAGCAUGUGUGAACGUUUCAUUACAAAAGGUGGACGCGGCUCGUGUUAAUAUUGCAGACCGGCCGGACCCGACCGGACGGGUGGACGCUUCCGAAAAAAAAAGAAAUAUUAAAAAAAAUAAACAUUUGCAAUUAUAUUAAAUAAUAAUUCGGGUUCGGUCUAAAGAAAAUUUCAAGUUUCGAAUAUAGCGCGUCGGCUCCGAACUAUUCGGACGCGUGUCGGCAAACUUUUGGUAGAACUUCGGCUAAAGUUCUCACGUGCGUGUGUGACCAGCGGGCGGGCGCGUGACGGAUUGGCCAGCCUGCCGCCCGCUUCAUUUCAUUGGACACUCAAACUUCCAAUUCCGAAUUCCUCUAUUCGAACGUCGCCUAGUCUCAAUUAGUGAAUAUUUUGUCAACAGUCGGGUUAAGUUUGUUUAUUCGCUGUGUUCCGUUGCCGGUACCGGACAUUGACUCGCAGUGGCAUUGUUGAUGUUUUGUUGAUUGUUUUGUUGAGUUACGUUUUGACGCGCCGCGAACCGGCUGAUAAGAUUUAAGACAAGCGGUCGCUGUUAAUUGGACAGUCGCUAUCACAAAGAUAACAACCACAUGACUCGAUAAUUGGCGGUAAAAAAAAAUCAAGAUGGUGGACACACAGCACUUUUGCCUCCGGUGGAACAACUACCAGAGUAGCAUCACCAGCGCUUUCGAGAACCUUCGAGAUGAUGAAGAUUUUGUAGACGUGACCCUCGCCUGUGAUGGAAAGAGUUUAAAGGCGCAUAGAGUCGUACUAUCAGCAUGCAGCCCAUAUUUCCGAGAGCUGCUCAAGUCAACACCUUGCAAGCACCCAGUGAUUGUGCUACAAGAUGUCGCAUUCCCGGACCUACACGCACUAGUAGAGUUCAUCUACCACGGCGAGGUGAACGUGCACCAGCGCAGCCUCUCGUCCUUCCUCAAGACAGCUGAGGUACUCCGCGUAUCCGGCUUGACACAAAAUGAUGAUGCUCAGGGGCCGCUCGUGCAGAGCAUCGCUCGCGCAGCCGCCGCCGCCGCGUCGUCGCCGCACACCCCUCCCCACCCCGCGCACACCCCGCACGCGCCGCACACCCCGCACACCCCCAGCUACACCGAGAAGCUGGAGGAGGCUCUGCUCCACCCGCCGCCGAUCAUGCGCCGCAUCCCGCUCCCCCCGCGCCGCAUGUCCCGCUCCGCGGACAACUCGCCCGACGUCAUCAAGCGUGCUCGCCACGACAACAACAACGACCAACCGCAGAUACACGACUUCUCGACGAAGAACCACUCGAUGGUGAACAACACUCGCGCCCAUAACGAGCAAGGCAACAACGGGAACGGGAUCUCAAACUCCAGCUCGUCCCCCUCCCCGCGGCUGAUGGACGAGGUGAAGAACGAGCCUCUCGACAUGAUCUGCCCUUCGAACCCGGACAUCGACAGGAGUACGGAUGACACACCGCCUCACUCCCAUCACAGACCACUUGGAGGCGGGCCGCCGUCCCGCGCAAGCUCGGCCGAGGCGGACGACCGCACCCCGCCCCCGCAGAUGCCCCCCUCGCCGUUCAUAUCGCCUGCCGAUACCAAGCUAUUCGCGCCGCAGCACAACUACAACUACAGCAUGACGGCUCUCACUGAUCCUUCUGCUUUAGCCGGUCUGCCGAGCCCGCUGGCGCCGGACGGCAUGGCGAGCACAUCACAAGCCGCACCGCCCCUCCGCAUGCCCCCGCCGACGGCCGGCGGCAUCAACGAGCCGCAAGAGUGUCCCUACUGCCGCAGGACAUUCUCUUGUUACUAUUCCUUGAAACGACACUUCCAAGACAAGCACGAGCAGUCCGACACGCUGUACGUGUGCGAGUUCUGCCACCGGAGGUACCGGACCAAGAACUCGCUGACGACGCACAAGAGCCUGCAGCACCGCGGCUCCAGCGGCAUGCUGAAGCGGCUGCUGAAGACGUCGGCGCUGCACGGCGCGCUGCCGGCGCCGCACCACCUGUUCGAGCUCGGCGCCGAGCGCGCGCCGCUGCCGCCCGGCCUGCAAUGACCGCUGUCGGGCUAGCCGCGCUCCUAGUGUAAUCUUACGGUAGGAAAUAUUCACGUUAGCUUGUACGAGAACAGUAUUGGAGCACCGAGUCGGACGGUGUUCGGGAUGACGAUGUAAUUCAGAGCAAUACUAAAGUAUUAAUGUAUCUAGUACUGCCAAAAUUAUGCCAACUCUAUUCUAGAGAGAAAAAUUACAUUUUUAAUAUCACUUUUCGAUAAAUGUCUAGUGUCAAAUUAGAUUCGGUAACUGUACAAAAACGAAACGUACAAAUUUUAAACAGUAAAUAUUAAAAUAUUGAAAGAAAAUAUUUUUUAAAGAGACUUUUUUCGGAUCGCCAAAUCUAAAUUUAAAUACAGAUUAUUUAGGAGUUAAUAACCAAAAUUUUUAGAUUAAAACGUAUAAAAAAAAAUAAAAAAAAAAUAUGUUGAUGUUGAUUAAAAAUUAAAUAAAGACUACUUAGAAUCUGAUUUGAGAGUACAAAAGAGUUACGUCUUAUCGAUGAAUAUGUGUAUUCUAUGUGCGUUUUGGCUUCAGUAAUAACAUUUUGAUCGAUGUAUAAGUAGCCGUGCCUUCGUUCGUCCUCAUGCGAUACAAAAAAAUGGUUUGAUGAAAUUACCGAAGUGACAAAGAAUGUAAAAGUUGUUGGCGAACGAAAUGUAACGGUCGAUUGCCGAUGAGCGCGACUGGCACGCCGCCAGCCACUGCCAGUCGACCUGUGGGUACGCCGCUAGGCUGCCAGUCGGUCUGGCAGCCCUAUACAGGGUCUUGUGAGGGUCGUGGAAGCACCAGUGAGCCAACACUGCGAGGGUCUUCGAAAAGCAGGAACCUGUUCCAUCGUAUACGUUCGUGGUUUCGAAUCACGCGACGAAUUAAUGUUUCGUCUGUAUAGAUAACCUAGACAUUAGGAUAUUCAUUAACAUAAUUAUAUUUAAUCUGUAUCCAUUUUUCGGAUUUCUCUCUAUGAGUGUAUAGUGGUUUCUUAUUUAAAUGUCGACCAACGUAGCGGACGUCUCGUUAUUGAAAAUUUAUUAGAUUAUUAUUAUUAUUAUUAUUAAUUAUAUUCUCAAAAUUCUUAGGAUCGACCAUAAGAUGGCUGCAGAUGUAAAAAUAUAUUAUUUACUUAUAUUAUAGGUAAUCGCUUGGGUACCGCAUUUGGCUAAAAUUGCGACUGACAUAUCUUCUCAGGGUUUAACGACGAAUACGUUUUGAUAUCAUAGAUAAAUUCUGCAUCUUUACAGAUAAGUAUAACCCUUACAUAUCAAUCAAAUAUCUAACAUAAAUAUAUGCUGGUAUAAAAGUAUUUCAACGCCGUGAUAUUUCACAAGCCAAAGAAAAACAUUUAAAUGGGGAUAAUUUUUGCCUAUACGCAUUUACUUCGAGUAGAAUAAAAAGGAAACAUUCUGAAAAAUGAUCAAAUCGAACUGUGCCAUAUCUGAUUGGAAUUACCGAAAUAUCUACUUGAUUGAACGAUUCAAAUAUAACCGUUUUUUUUUUUUUUAAAUGCUACACCGUUACAAGGGCGUGGCAAAUAAUGUCCGCAAUCAAUGCAAUUUCAGAUAUAGUUUAAUUUAAUUAACAUUAUUAUUUUGCAUUUAUUAUUUUCCAAUUUUAAGGUAAAUGGUUAAGUAUAUACGAGUAAGUUUUUAUUUUCUUUUUCGGAAUGUUACAUAUUCGUAAUUUGUGAUAUGAGUUUUAAUUGAAUGUUAUUUGGUAUAAUUCCAAAUAUAUUUUUAAAAUAAGUUUUUUUUUUUUUUAUAUUCAGCUUAAAUUAAUUUGUUAGACAAAUUACUUUUUUCAUGAUUAUCGAUGCGUUUUCAUGCGAAGAUUAUACGUUAUCCCCGGUAAUAACGCGCGUACCUCCAUGUUCGUAAUACCUCAAAUAUUUUGUUUUUUAUAUAUUAAUUUUUAUUUGAAUGUUAAAUAAACUGGCUGUCUUAGAUUCCGAAAGGAACGUUUUCGGUUCGGGAAUUUAAUCGUCAUAGAAUCAUCUAGAGAGCUUAGAAAAAAAAAGCAAGCGGGUAGUUUGAAUUGUAAAUAUGUUAUAAGUUAGGCAGUAAUUGAAGGAUCGUGGCAUCAUUCGGGAAUAAAGCCUCGUGAUAUUAUUAACUAAAAUAGUGAAUAGAUGAAAUCAUUAAUGGAAAGGAUUUUUAUAUAUAUUCUAAUAAUGGAUUUAUUAAUAGUAAAACUUAGGACUUAGUCUUUCUAUAAUGUUUUUUUUUAGUGUUUGCGUUUAUUGUUUUCGCUGUGCAAUUUAUUUCAUACGUUCGGCCGUUUGAAAGCUUGUUGUUGAAUGCUUUGUUAAAAAAAAAAAAAAUUGGAUUGUUUUCCCACCAAUAUUUUUUGUGAAAAUUAUUUUUUCGUAAUUCUAAAUUGAUCUCAGUAGACAGCUGCGAACUACAUCAUAUAUCGGAGACAGCUGUUGGUAAUUGUUAUUAGGCGUAGGUCUUUUACGUUAAGUUUGGAUGUGUCGGCAAAAAAAAAUUAAGUACGAAACCGCAGCUUAAAAAAAAAAUAGCUCAAAAACAGCGAAACACGAAAAUAAACAUAUUCUUUUGCAAUGUAUACCAAAAUACUGCAUUUUUAAAUAGUAAGAUGAUAAGUGAGAAAACAUUUUUUUUUUUUAUAUAAAUUAUUUCAACGUCUCAAUUAAAUAAUUAAUAUGUAUAAUCAUUUCGCUUCGUCGCCAGAUAAUUUAUUUUAAGUUUACUAACGAUAUUCGUUUAAAUAAACCGACUGUGUUACUAAGGUAGGUAAUGCAAAUUUUAAUCAACAACAGAAUGCCUUCGUAACAGUACAACUAUUACAAUAGCCUACAAGUUAAGUAAAUAUAAGAUACAACGGAUAAAUGACAAUAAGUAAAUAAAAUCCGAUGUUCAGCUGUAAAUAAUAUAAGGGACGAUAGCGAUCUGCGCAUGCGCCGUUUUAUUUUAGAUUGUUCGAAUUUAUUGUAGUGGGUAGGUGUAGCGACCACUGACGACUUUGUAUACGUAUUGUCAUUUAGUUCAUUACAUUUCUUUGCUGAACCUGUCCAGUUAUACUGCCAAUAGUAAUCGUAACCGAAUUCGGACGUCAGAAGCACUUAAUUAAUUUCUAGUAUAUUUACGGCAUUAAUUAUACUAAAACACGUAUUGGCUUUAUGUAAAUAAAAUACAAAGUACGGUUAACUCCACGUUCACAAAUCGGUUUCACAAAACAAUCUUGCUUUUUAAAUCGUAAGUAUUACCUCCAAUAAUAUUAAGUAUUAUCUUUGAUAAAUCUUUUAAUUUUUAAUGUUAAUGUAGCGAGAGAAACUCCCUGUGAGGCUACUUGACUUGAACCACAUCAGUUUAAAAAAGGUUAUGCUUUUACACAAACUGGUCUCUUGAAAGUAACGUCGCCAAUAUUUUUAAUGUUAAAAAGAUGACUGUAUCACUGUCUCUAUCGAACGUACGGUCGUUUAUUAAGCUAGAAAGAGACAAAGCAUUACUUAUAAUAUAAUAACUUCGUAUACGGUAGUAAAUAGGCAACGGUUAAUUCUUCGGGCGCAAGUAGCUUCACAUGGCGUGUAUGGUUUUCGUUAUUUAACCAGGAAAAGUCAAUGAAACGUGAUCACUUAUAUUUAUAAAUACAAUAAUUAUAGAUAUUGUCGAACUUUAACAGUUGUUACAUAGUUAUUUCCAUACAUACAUUAUUUUUGUUAUCCAUAUCCAUAUUUAAAAUGCAAUAGUUUAUUAUUCGGGGCUGUGGUUACCGGGAUAUUUAUUCUCCCGUACCAGAGCGUCGAUGCACCAGAUCACAAUAGUUAAUUAUUUAAAAUAAUUAUAUUUGCUCGACGGGGGACGCGAAAGCCGUUUUUUGAGAAUAGAUCGACUCCACCUAAAACUUAGCCUAGGAUCAAAUCGCACCGACUUACAAUUCGUAUUUAUCGACCGCAUACAUGUUUCAUUUAAACGAUAUUUUAAUGAUCUAGUUAUUUUUAUACAGAUUUUCCAAAGCGGAGUGGUCGUUUGUUGUUAUUUUUUAAUCGAUAUAAGUCGAUGUAUUUUCGAUCUGUAGUCGAGUGAUUAAAGUGAGUCUAUACAAUUAAGUCGUUAUAUUCUUAAGUCAAUAGCUUUAAUAUAUACAGUAUCUUCCACUUUAAUAUAAUUAUUAUAAUACAGUUAUAGCAAUAGUUCCCAUUCUGCCACAGUACCUCAAUAAUUAUACAAUUAACAUAAGUAAUGAAAUGAGAUCGAUAGCAGAUUAUUAAGAUAUUUUUUUAAAUAAUUCUCUUUUCACCGAAAAGGUUUUAAUCUCGUAUUAAGUAAACGUCAAUUCAAGUGUCAAUAAGACAAUCCAUUCAGUAUUUUUUUACGCGUCCUGUAUUCCCGAUGUGAGUCUACUCUAACGAACUGUUCCUAUAUUUAGCGAUCUUAUAAAUAUAGAGGACUAUAUGUAAAAUGGUAAAGAUUUAUAAAUGUUAACUAAGAAAUACUUUAGUCAGGUGCUAAACAGCGUAUGCGCCCCUAAUAUAAUCUGCAGGUCCCCUAACUACCAAUAGUUACAAUUAUAGUUCCAUAAUUCAAAGUGCACUUACGUCUUUUUAUAUAAAAGUAAGUAUAUUAUACUAUGUAGUUCAUUCGACGCCUCCCCUGUCGAGCAACGAUCGUUGAUAGCCCGUCUUUGCAGUAACUAUAUAAAAAGUAUUUACAAUAUACUCACUAAUGACAUACAAUAUAUUGCUAGAAGUAACUUUUUAUCUACAGAUGAGAGAGUAAAGCAGGAGUACAAUCUCGCUAAGAAAUCGAUUAGAACGUUGUUUUUCGUGUCUGGAGGGACGAGUAUUUAUUGAUAAAUGUUUAUCGCACUCGUAGCGAUCUAUUCGAUAUAAUAUUUUCUAUCGUGCGUUUACGGUGGAGUUUUAUUGUGUAAACGACCCAGUCGAUUUUUUAGCGGAAUUGCACAGCUGUUACUUGUUGCUUGGAUGACACAUUUUAUACACAGAAAUAUUUUUUUAAGGAAAUCAAUUUAUAUGUCAAUGUUAAUUAAGUGGCAAUUCUAAUUUUAACUGCACUAUAUUUUUGCUGACACGUUUAGGUUUAGAGUUUUUUCUUUUUUUUUUCGUAAUUUAAUAUAUGCACGAUCUGCGUUUUUAUUAGUAUCGACUUUACAUUUUUAAGAAUUUCUCGUCUAAGUGAUACGUACCCUCGAUUCAUCGUGGAAAUAUACACAUUUUAUUAAUUUAUUUUAUUUUUUACUAAACGCACGCUGCAAUCGAGAGUGUGUGACAUUUGCGAUCGUUCUAUGCCUAAACUAAUAGAUAUUGUGUUACUAUUGUAAAAGUUAUAGUUUGCCAUCGUUGAUCAAAGAGGAAAAAUAUGUUUUUAAAUACAUUUAGUUAGUGAGUUUUGUUAUACUUUUCAUGUUCGGAAAGUUCGGAAGGAGCGGGAUGUACAAAAAUGUUUCAUAGUAUUGUGUAUUGCUCGAUAAGAUAAUAGGUGUGGGACCGGAGUAAUCGGUCCUAUAGAGAGUUAGGGAUCCUCUUGGAAAUUGUUGUAAGUCGGAACAUCCUCAGUCAAGACACUUAAAGUACUAUUGUUGUACAUUGUAUAAAAGUCGACUACGAUGAAAUGAGAAUGUUUAUUUGGCACUGAAAUCGUAAAAAGUAUACACUUUAAAAUAUAUAUAGUAUAUCACUCAAAUAGAAAAACUUUUUCUUUUAAUUACGUGUCAACCAAGUAAGUUUACAGUAUGAACACUUUUCGCGCUCUUUUGUUGACAGCGCAACGUACGCUCAGAAACCUGAACAAAACAUAAAGUCUUCAUUGUUUUCGGAGUAGCUAUUUUUUAUGAUUUUCGUGUCACUUAAAUGGUUGUGUCUUUGUUUUGAUGUUGUUGAUAAAUGUGAUUAAGGGAAUCAAUCGGGCUGCGUAGGAACAUAUCAAAGUCGGAUGACCUAGUACUCUAAGUAUCUUUGAAUCUGACAUACAGAAUUACUUAUAUUGGAUUGUAAUAAGCGGUCCUUUAUGUUUUGUAUGAAAUCUGCGUUUUGAAAUAUCAUGGAAAAUAUAACAGUUGGAUGUAAUAAAAGUAUAAAAUUUAAUAAACUCGCAGUGAUUCCAUUGAU